CUACUACCUACUCUUCAUAUACUCCAUCUUUCUUCUUCCCACUCCUCAUAUUCCUAACCUUUUUCCACUCACAUUGCUACUCUCCUGCAAUCUACUCCUACUUUCCGGGAGUGCUUUCUCCUCAUAUCCUCUCUUCAUUUUCUUUAUACUAUCUACUCUCUGGGGCCGCAUCCGCGAAUUCGUCCCCGCCAGCGCUCUCCUCCCCACGCCCUCAUCAGCGAAAGUCUUUCCUUACCUGUCUCAAAAAUUCAGUCAGUCUCAGAACCCCUCCUAUCCCUUCCAGUCACUUGAUACUGAUAGCAGCCCUCCUUUGCCCCACGUGAUAAGAGGCGACACGCAAAGAGAGGAUCUCCCCACCCACUAUGGCUGGCACCAUGGCCGACGACGAAUUGUUCACACGGGCUAUCUCUGGGUAUCGGGACGCUUUUUUGGUUCGACACUCCCACCUUCCGGAAUCCGAGCGGAAUCAACUUUGGAGUCAGCGGUUAAGUCAGUUCAUGACCACCACGGCCUCUUCGUCAGCUUCCCCCUUCGAUGCCUCCUCCAGCUAUCGCCCGGUUCCCGGCUCUGGUGUUUCCGAAGACGACAGCGCUGCUUUGGAGAAGUCUGGGAAAAGGACGCGACAGGAUACCCCCCGGACUCUCCCUGGCUCUGGUCUCCCCCCACCGAAACGACGAGUCACCACUCCGGAACCUCCAGUGACCGUCGACUUGACACGCGAGUUGUCUCAUGCUUCCUCCCCGGCGGCCCCUGAGACAGCUCGGCGCUUGUCAAGAACCAAUUCACGGAAGGAUACCGCGGCUACUUUCUCGGGUCCUGGGUCCUCGCGACAAACGGCCAUGGUCCGCUCACAGAGUCAGCAAACGCCAGUUUCACACCGCCCGUCGCUGGCCGCCACCAAUGUGAAGGGACAUCGACACUCUUAUGGACCUCAGCGCGUGCAGCGUCGGCUUGACCAUGUGAACGAAUAUACCCCCUCGGAGUACGCCAAGCAAUACUUGGGUGACUUCCAAGGCCAAGGAAACGUUUCGGCUCUCUCCAUGGCGCUUUCGGCGGAUCCCGCGCUCUCUGGAUUUGACCAACAAAGGUCGCAGUUAGUUCAGGCCCAGCCUGAGCUGAUGGCCGAGUUCGCCACCUUGGCAAACCCCACGAUGGUUGACCAUCCGGCCGCGGUGGAGAUGAGCAGAAGUACUACCACAGACUCGCUUUGCGGGGGGUUUGGCAUGAUGAGGUUUGAUUCCUCCGGACCAAAUCUUGAUUCUACUUUCUCUUUCUCUGUGCCUUCAACCGAGUUCAUGCCUUCCAGUUCGCCGAUGAAAGUUCCCUUUCCCACCAGUUUCAACCCUCUGCACCAAAAUCCCACUCAUGAUCUCGCGUUCUCCUACCCUGACUCCGCUCCCUCAUUAUCUACUGAGAAUGACAGUCCCUCAUCCCUUUCCCAGCCCUCCAGAGCAGCGCGCAGAACCCAAGAACAGAUUGUGCAGGGCGCUCGCCCUAUUGCUCCCAAAGCGGAGCCUCAGAGUAGCUCACCACCCAAGGUGGGUGAGCAGCAUAAGAUGAUCAGGAUUUCAUCUUCCGAUGGGACGGCUAAAGAGGUGGCCGCCAUUCCCAAAGCUUCGAUCCAGCGGCCCACGCGCCCGAAAACGUAUUGCAACAUGUGCAAUGAUCAGCCGGACGGCUUCCACGGGGAGCACGAGCUGCGUCGGCAUAUCGAGCGGGUGCACGCCGUGGUUCGCAAGGUUUGGGUUUGUGUUGACAUUUCUCCUGACAAGACCUUCCUGGCCAAUUGCAAGGCCUGCCGCAAUGGCAAAAGAUAUGGUGCUAAUUAUAACGCCGCGGCUCAUCUCCGUCGAACCCACUUCAACCCCUGCCAACGCGGUCGGGGUGGCCGUGGCAAAGAUAGCGAGAAGCGCGGCGGCAAGGGGGGUGGUAACCACCCACCCAUGGACGUCUUGAAGCACUGGAUGGUGCAGAAGACCGAAUUUGUUGUGGGCAACGCUCCGAGUUUCAAUAACCAGGAAUCACUAGGGGAUGAUCUGACGGCUGCACCGCUGGUGGUUGGCGCUGAAGAUGUACAAUUCUCUAGUCUGCCUCUGGCAGCGGCUGACGAGAUUUCUUCUCAAGUCUUAGAGACCGCCCUCAUUGACGGGUAUGACCCCAUGGUUACGUUCCCUGCGAUGGGCAUGGAGAUUCCCUUGGAUCCGACGCCUUGCUAUUUUGAAUCUGCCACACUCCCCCCUGAGAUUGACUCGUAUGUGUGAUCGUGCGAUCUGCUAGGCGCUCUUUAUCACCUCAGCAUUAAUCUUGCAUUUUUGGGCAUUUUCUCUCAUCUUCUCUGUUUGAUCUCUUGGCAUCUCAGCCUGAUGUGAUACUAAUUCUUUGGCUUUUGGAUUUUCCUAUCUUGCGGGAUCUUCUUGUCUAUGAUUCUUUCUCCUAGCCCCAUUUUUUUUUCUACUCUUCUCCCGCCACUUAUUCUUCUUUUCUCUUUGGGUUCUCU
Aspergillus fijiensis CBS 313.89 is the source of this 2497-nucleotide messenger RNA. RefSeq lists its product as uncharacterized. The transcript is spliced from 4 exons. Bases 363 to 2261 code for a protein of 632 amino acids. The record is from RefSeq and is a predicted model, not a curated record. NCBI's taxonomy places the organism in Eukaryota, Fungi, Ascomycota, Eurotiomycetes, Eurotiales, Aspergillaceae.